UAAAAUGCUCCUCACAGUUUGGUCUGAUCUCUGCUGACUUCUGGUGAAUUCGAUAGGGAACAUGGCGAGAAUCUAUUUCAGUGCAAUGUGUGUUGGAUGCACUCUACUGGGGAUUGCAUCAGUAGCCACCAUAGUUGGGUUGUGGACAGUUCAGAUUCUUCCUUCAACUGAACCUCCUAAUGAGCCAUGGAAUGAGUACCGUCUUCCAGACACUCUGGUUCCAGACUCCUACAACAUCUCUCUCUGGCCUCGACUCCAGCCAAACAUUGAUGGUCUUUUUGUCUUCACUGGAAAGUCCAUUGUGGUCUUCAGAUGUGUGAAGGAGACAGAUCUCAUCCUCAUUCACUCCAAUAAGCUGAACCUGACCUCAACAGAUGGAUAUCUAGCAAGACUGUUGGGACUUGGUACCACAGUGGUGCCCGCAAUACAGAAAACCUGGAUGCAGGAGACAACUCAGUUCCUUGUCAUAGAGUUGAAGGGCAAACUGAAACCUGGGGACUUUUAUGCACUUUACACAGAGUUUGUAGGGGAGCUUGCAGAUGACCUGGCGGGUUUUUACAGGAGUGAAUACGAUGAGAACGGAGUAAAAAAGAUAGUUGCCACCAGCCAGAUGCAUCCCACACAUGCUCGCAAAACUUUCCCAUGUUUCGAUGAGCCUGCAAUGAGAGCGGUUUUCAACAUCACUCUUAUUCAUGACAUGGGAACCGUUGCCCUGUCCAAUGGAAUGGAAACUGAGAAAGUGGACACCAUUCUUGAGGGCCAAGCUGUUACGGUGACAACAUUUGAAUCCACAAAGAAAAUGUCCUCCUAUCUAUUAGCACUGGUUGUCAGUGACUACACAAAUGUUACAUCAGCGGAACAGACUUUGAUACGGAUAUGGGCCCGUAAGAAAGCCAUUGAGGAUGGCCAUGGUGAUUAUGCCUUGAGUAUAACUGGACCAAUACUCAUGUUCUUUGAAAAAUAUUAUAAUGUACCAUAUCCACUCUCUAAAUCAGACCAGAUUGCUCUGCCUGAUUUUUACUUUGGGGCAAUGGAGAACUGGGGGCUUGUGACAUACAGAGAGACAAACCUUCUGUAUGAUUCAGUCAUCUCUUCCAAUGCAAACAAGGAGAGAACAGCUACCAUUAUAGCCCAUGAACUGGCACACAUGUGGUUUGGCAACCUUGUGACUCUGAGGUGGUGGAAUGAAGUUUGGCUGAAUGAAGGUUUUGCCUCUUAUGUAUCAUAUCUUGGUGCAGACUUUGCUGAACCAUCUUGGAAUGUGAAAGACCUGAUUAUCCUCAAAGAUGUACACCGUGUUUUUUCUGUGGAUGCUCUGGCUUCCUCUCAUCCCCUGUCUUCUAAAGAGGAAGACAUUAUGAAGCCAGAGCAGAUCAGUGAGCAGUUUGAUGCAGUCUCUUAUAGCAAGGGGGCGUCAGUGCUGAGAAUGCUCUCAGACUUCCUCACUGAACCUGUGUUUGUCCAAGGGCUAAAUACAUAUCUAGACAUGUUUGCCUAUCAAAACACAGUAGGUGAAGAUCUGUGGAAGCACCUUCAAACCGCUGUUGAUAAGACUGGAACAGUUCUUCCCUUAAGUGUCAAAGAAAUAAUGGACCGUUGGGUUCUUCAAAUGGGCUUCCCAGUGGUCAUUGUCAACACUACAACUGGCCAGGUCUCCCAGAAGCACUUCCUUCUGGAUCCUGACUCCAUAGUGGAGCGACCAUCUCCAUUCAAUUAUGAAUGGAUUGUGCCCAUCAACUGGAUGAAGGCAGAAGUGGAGCAGUCACGAUUUUGGCUCCUGGAAAGAAAUGCUUUUCACAUUGAAAUGAAGACGACUGGAAAUGAGUGGGUGUUGGUAAAUCUGAACAUCACAGGAUAUUACAGAGUGAAUUAUGACACUGACAACUGGGAGCAUCUACUGAAUCAGUUGACUGAGAACCACAAGGUCAUCCCAGUCAUCAACAGGGCUCAAAUUGUGGAUGAUGCUUUUAACCUUGCAAGGGCAAAGAUGAUUCCUGUCACUUUAGCACUCAGCACUACAAAAUACUUAUUUCAAGAAAGAGAAUAUAUGCCAUGGCAGUCUGCUCUUGACAAUCUGGAUUAUUUCUACCUGAUGUUUACACAAACUGAUGUCAAUGGACUUUUACAGAACUACCUCAAGAAGCAAGUGACCCCCCUUUUUGCAUAUUUCAAGAACAUUACAGAGGAUUGGUCACAUGUACCCUUUGGACAUACAGAGCAAUACAAUCAGGUAAAUGCAAUUAGAGUUGCAUGCAGCACUGGUGUAGAUGGCUGUCAAAGUCUCACCUCAAGCUGGUUCAGACAGUGGAUGGACCAACCAAACCACAACCCGAUUCACCCCAACUUGAGGUCUACAGUGUAUUGCAGUGCUAUUGCUGCAGGUGGCCCUGAUGAGUGGGAUUUUGGCUGGCAAAUGUUUAAGGAUGCCACCAUUGCUAUAGAAGCUGAUAAACUCAUGUCAUCCCUGUCUUGUACAAAAGAUCACAAUCUUUUAGAAAGGUACCUUGAAUAUACGCUUGAUGCAUCAAAGAUCCGUAAACAGGAUGCUACAUCUGUUAUUGUGUAUAUUGCCAGCAACCCAAAUGGUCAGACACUAGCUUGGGAAUUUGUCAGAAAGAACUGGGAGUACAUGUUCACAGAGUAUGGUGUUGGGUCCUUUAACUUUGCCAACCUUAUAAGUGGCAUAACCAAAACAUUUUCAACAGAAUCAGAACUUGAGCAGCUUCUGCAGUUUAAGAGUGACAAUGCAGAGAUUGGAUUUGGCCCGGGGGCAGCAGCUCUGGAACAGGCCAUUGAGAAGACAAAAGCCAAUAUAAAAUGGGUGGCUGAAAACCUGAGAGAAAUUAAAGACUGGCUUAUGGCUGAAACAGCUUAAACACAAUGGACUCUCUACAACUGACAUUAUUAAAAAAAAAUGUAAUGAAAUAAUGAAAAAACUAGUUUAAUUAUUUAGUAAAUAAUUAAUAUUGUUUAUAAGUUUUUGGAUGUUUGUUAAAUUGUAAUUUGCUCUGUAUUGAUAUAGAUGUUUGUUUGUAUUAAAAAAAAAAUGGCUUACCAUAUCAACACUUUUAAAUGCUCAUUUCUAUGAAGAGGCCCCUCUUUGUAGAGCUCAAACUCUCUUUGUCAACUUGUAAUAGCCAACUUGCUUAUAACUUGCUAAUAUGUCAUACACUUGACAAAUUUGCCAAAGUUGAAAGUAAAAUUGUGAUUGGUUUGCCUACAUGACCAUUAUCCGGCUCAACUUAUUUCAAUCUGAGUUCAGAGUCCUUUGCAUGACAUGAAAUCUGAAGUUUUUAUAGACACGAGACAAACAAGUUCUACCCAGAUUCUCUGAUAGGUUAUGAAGGUGGGACAAAGCUGAAUAAAAGAUAUUUGAGCCUGAGCUUCCAGUCUUCUGCAUAUGAACAGUGCUCAAUUUUUCUUACAGUACAAUGGUCAGAUUUUCUAUUCUUCUUGUCCUUGUACUUCCAACAGUGACUAAGAUUGCUACAUUAACAAAUUCAUUGCUUCAUAAUGUGUAUGUUUCAAUUUCAAGCAGUGUAGCAGUUCCUCCACCUAAUUUGUCAAAAAUGAGCUUUAAAUAAAUGUAAAAGCAUGACUUGUG
Myxocyprinus asiaticus (Chinese sucker) is the source of this 3604-nucleotide messenger RNA. RefSeq names its product aminopeptidase N-like. Gene Ontology annotation, molecular function: peptide binding; zinc ion binding; metalloaminopeptidase activity. Gene Ontology annotation, cellular component: cytoplasm. Lineage: Eukaryota; Metazoa; Chordata; Actinopteri; Cypriniformes; Catostomidae. Gene Ontology annotation, biological process: peptide catabolic process; proteolysis. The coding region runs from base 62 to 2875 and encodes 937 amino acids. The transcript has 20 exons. The record is from RefSeq and is a predicted model, not a curated record.